Molecule: messenger RNA, 1996 nt
Organism: Rosa rugosa (rugosa rose)
Lineage: Eukaryota; Viridiplantae; Streptophyta; Magnoliopsida; Rosales; Rosaceae
Product: nucleosome assembly protein 1;2-like
Exons: 16
Coding region: 6-1721 (571 amino acids)
Biological process (GO): nucleosome assembly
Cellular component (GO): nucleus; chromatin
Molecular function (GO): chromatin binding; histone binding
Source: RefSeq, a predicted model, not a curated record
UCAAAAUGAGCAUCGGCGCCAUCGAGACCUUCGAAGGUGUGCCCUUUGGCGGCAACCUGAACCAGAAAGGCCCCGCGGAACGAAUAUAUGACCCCAUGCCAAAGCCCGUGUUUAGAAACCGUAUUGAGAAACUCAGAUUGUUGCAGUUCGAGCAUGACACACUGGAGAGACAGUAUUUCAAGGACAGGGCAGCACUUGAAGCCCAGUUUCAACAAUCUUGUCUACCUCUGCACAAUCAGAUUUUUGAUAUCGUGAAUACUGUUCCUUAUUUUUGGCUCAAAGCUUUGACCAACAACAAAGUGCUACGUGCCAAGAUUACUGAGAACGAUGAACGAGCUCUUAAGUUUCUUAGAGACAUCAAGUGGUCUAAAACAGAUAGCCAAAGGGGGUUUGGUUUCAAGCUUGAUUUCUUCUUUGACAGCAAUCCUUUUUUUCAAAAUCCUGUCUUAACAAAAACUUAUGACAUGAUUGAUGAAGAUUUACCCAUUUUAAGAAAAGCAAUAGGGACUGAGAUAGAAUGGUAUAGUAGAACACUUUUGACACCAAAUCUCAAUGAGAAGAGGCUUUACGAGGGCACUAACAAUUGGGGAAGUUUCUUCAACUUUUUCAGUCCACCCCAAGUCCCCAAAGUUAUAGAUGGAAAAACGGCCAAGGAAAUCCAAAACCUUAUGGAACAAGAUUAUGAAAUUGGGUCAGCCAUUCGAGAGGUCAUUCCCCAUGCUGUGUCAUGGUUUGCAAAUAAUGGACCAACUUCUGCCACCUCUCUCCUCGGUAGUUCACCUAUCAGAAUAACCAAUCUUGCCUCAGGAGGAAUUCUCAACGACCAGGCAGUGCUAGUGAGCGCUUUCAAUGAUAAGAUGCAGAUUUUAGAUGGGCAGGACUCCGUGAUCCUCAGGGGCCUUGGAAAUAUCCAGAAGAAACUUGAUAAACUGGAGGAUGAGUUUUUCAAAAAGAGAGGAGCACUUAGAGCCAAGUAUGAAGAAUUGUAUGAAGCUCUCUACAACAAGCGAUGCAGUAUUGUAAACGGUGAUGCUGGACCUGAAGGAGAUUCUGAUGAAGCUGCCACAAAGCAGGAGCCUGCAACCUGUAAAUGCACUUGUGUAAAAGCUGUUACUGAACCAGAUUUAGUUGCUUUCAUACGCUCUAGAGCAAAUGGAGUGCCUGGAUUCUGGCUCCAUGCUUUUUCAAAAAAUAACUUGCUAACACGAGAGAUUAUUGGGCGUGACACAGAAGCUCUUGCAUAUCUUAGAGACAUCAAGGGGUCCAAGAUAGAUGGUGACAAUAAGGGAUUUAAACUCGACUUCUAUUUUGAACCUAAUAACUUUUUUAUGAACCCGGUUUUGACCAAGACAUAUCAUAUGGUUGAUGAAGGUGUACCCAUUCUAGCAAAAGCAAUAGGGACGGAAAUUGAAUGGUAUCCAGGUCGUUGCUUGACAAAGACCCCCAUUAAGAAGAAUAGUAAGAAAGGAUCUUUUCCCAAAGGAACUGAAUAUCGUAAAAGUUUCUUCAACUUUUUCAGUACGCCUCAAGUCCUUGAAGAUAUUGAUGCUGUUAGAAACCAAAUGAAAAUAGAUUAUGAAAUUGGGUCAACAAUUCGAGACAUGAUCAUCCCCUAUGCUGUUUCUUGGUUUACGGGGGAGGCUUGGAGAAGUAGGGAUGAAUACAGUGACACUGAGGAUGAUGAUGAUGAAGAUGACGAUGAUGAUGAAGAUGAUGAAUAGAUGAAAAGACAAAAAGAAAAAGAAAAAAGGAAAUGCGCACGAAAAUAGUUUCUACAGGUUCGAAGUUAUGUCAUUAGCUAGAUAUGGAGUCGUCAAACUCUACUAUUGACUGAUUUCCUUCUUAGGGACAUGGAAUUUGUGCAAUGAUUAUUUCCUUGAAGCUUGUUUCUUUUAAUUUUUUUAUGGAGCAAUUAUUGACGCCUUUUCUAUGGAAAGGCAAGAUUUUGUCUUUGGAAGACAUCUCAUAAGACCUUGAAGAUGAAUACUGGCCAAAG